UGUGGUAGUCUAGGUGAAUUUGGAAUAUUAUAAUUAUACUUUGGAGAAUGUGAAUUAUAGAUUAUAUAUUGGAAUUGAAGUGCCGUGAAAUAUAUCCAUUGGUGUAAUUCAACCUCGAUUCAAAUUGAUCUAUUUUGUGACGUUCACGCCCAGGAGUGACCAUUGUCCACUUACUGUUGUCAUAUGACAUAACACAACCGGACACUAAACAUGGAUGUUAUUACUGAGGCAAGUUUAAAAACCUGCAAGAAGGUAUGUGAACUCUGUGAUGGAGAGCAGAUUGGAUCAUUUGUUGCGGUAGACUAUGUGCUAUUUGCAGCAGUCCUAGUCGUUUCGGCUCUUAUAGGAGUUUUCUACAUGGUCAAGGAAUACCGUGCGACGAAACAAGCCACAGCCGAAGACGUUCUGAUGGGUGGAAGGGACAUAGGUAUAUUUCCCAUAGCCAUGUCGCUGAUGGCUAGUUUCAUGUCAGCUAUCACAGUGCUGGGGACACCGACGGAGAUGUACAAUAACAAUACCAGUUAUUGGAUUGCAGGAAACGUCAUCAUCAUUACAACAAUACUAACAAAUCAUGUGUUUCUUCCUUUUUUCCAUAACUUGAACUUAACCAGCGCAUACGAGUACUUAGAGAAGAGAUUUAAUGUAGUUGUACGAGUGUGUGCCUCCGCCAUAUUUAUGUUAAACAUGCUAUUGUAUAUGGGUGUUGUUUUGUACGCUCCUGCUUUGGCUUUGAAUCAGGUUACCGGCCUGAGUCUGUCGCUAUCCAUUGUUUGCAUAGGUUUAGUGUGCACAUUUUACACAGCACUGGGUGGAUUACGAGCUGUCGUAUGGACGGAUACGUUCCAGACAUUUGUGGUGAUGGCAGGACUUAUCGCCAUUAUCGUAGUAGGGUCACGUGAGGUCGGUGGGUUAGACAAAGUUUGGAAAAUAGCUGAUCACGGAGGCAGAAUACAUUUCUUUGACUGGAGUGCAGACCCUACUGUUCGUCAUUCAUUUUGGGCACUUGUUAUUGGUUCAGUAGUUGGUCAGCUGACAAUCUACGCAGCCAACCAGACAAUGAUCCAGAGAUACCUGGCGAUUAAAGAAAUAACCAACUCCAAAAAGGCUCUGUAUGUUAGUCUCCCACUGACGCUCAUCCUGUCCACGGUGGUAUGUCUGGUGGGUUUAGUCAUUUAUGCCACCUAUCAUGACUGUGACCCUAAACUCCUUAACCUCGUCAAGGCCAGAGACCAGCUAUUACCGUUCUUAGUUAUGGAUAAGCUUACGUUCCUACCCGGUUUACCAGGGUUGUUUGUCGCCAGCCUUUUCAGUGCCUCUCUCAGUUCUAUUUCUUCUGGAUUGAAUGCCCUUGCCAUUGUAAUAUUGGAAGAUGUAUUCAAGAUAUAUUGGAGGUAUCACGGGAAAGAACCCUCGCCCAUCAUACAGGGACGUCUUGCCAAAGUAUUGGGUUUCGUUUGUGGAGGCAUGGUGAUUGGAAUCGCAUUUCUGUCCCAGUUUCUCGGACAAACUGUCCUUCAGAUCAUGUUGAGCAUCUUCGGUAUGGUAGGAGGCCCCCUGUUAGGACUGUUCCUCAACGGCAUUUUCAUCCCAUGGGUAAAUACUGCGGGCGCACUUUGUGGACUAAUAUGCAGUGCUUUUCUGACGUUUUGGGUGGCUAUCGGAGGUUCCAUAAUAUUACCAGUACCCCCAAUAAAGAAUGUUUCGACAUCUAUAUGUCAACACUUCCAGAGAAACUGUACGACGCCAGCGAACAAUCAAAAUAUGUCAGCAAUAUACAGUACCGUACCAUCUAUUUCAACAACGUAUUACAACACGUCAUCAAUAACCCAGACAGCAACGACCCCAAACGGUCAAGAUUUAUGGAUCUACCAUAUAUCAUACUUAUGGUAUGCCCUAUUUGCUGUGCUGAUAUCCAUAGUGGUCGGAAUCAUCGUUACGUUCGUGUCAACAUUUUGUUUUGACCUGAACCGUCCAGAAGAUAUUGAGAAAGAAUUGGUACAUCCAAUUGCUGACAGAGUAUGCUGUUAUCCUUCUAUAUCAUGUCAAAAGGUUCACCGUCUUUCUAAAAAGCCUGCAGAAUAUUAUGAAACGUCAUUGAAAAAAUAUAAUGGACAUGAGAACUUGGACGUAGGGCAUGACGGACCGUAUACUGUAACAAACGGGGACCUCGAGCUCAAGUCAAAACUACGAGAGAGGACGCAAAGACGGAAUGGCAAUACAUCCCGCACGUGGAAUGAUCCCAAUCCCAGCUAUUAUGAGAACAACUUGAUGCCUGAUGACGAUGACGCCUUAACAAAACUUUAAAUGACGUCGAUCUAAUUUACGUUGGCCCUAGUCAUUUCAUGUGAAUUUACAAACUAUUCAUCGAUUGGGGAAAGCCUUUGUGAUAUUCAGACCUACUAUCAAUAAACAGUACAAUGUAAAUAUGACAGUGUACUGAUACCUUGUUGGGAAACCAUAAUAUAUUUAUCAUUUCAAGCAAACAGUGCAUCAACUUCAUUAUUAUUAAAAAAAAUAUGUAGUAUUUAAUACGAACUGUAUAUCCGAUAUUAAAGAUGAAACCACACAUUGACGUCUAAAGCAGACGGAUUUACUGGUAGAAUCAUUAUUAAUUAUACAAAGUAUUUUUUUCUCCAAAGAGGAAGUUAACUAUAAUUUCUUUCCGCUAUUUUUAAAUUUAGAAUGCAUUGAACAUCCACAAGCUAUACUGAAUUACUGUAAAAUGGUAUCAAACCACACAAUAAACAAUAAUUGUUAUACAAAUUGAAGGUAAACGUCAGACAUAAAUACGUUACUUUGUAAGCAAAAAAUGAGUAAAACAAUCAAAAAUGUUGGCAUAUAAUUCCUAUCAAAUACGUUUAUUUUGUUUAAAGAUCUUGUUACAUAGUUCCUAUUGAUCUUACUACUUACGUGUUGAUAUUUUUUUCUAGUUUUAAAUUAAAGUUCAUUUUAGUAGACUAACAACAAUUUCACAUAGUUUGAGUAUGCACGUUUGCUGGUAACUGUGCGUGUGUGGAUGAAAGUGGGUACGAGUGCUUAUUCGCAUAUUAUAAUUUUCCCUCUGUUUUAAAGGGAACUGCAUGCUAACCUGGUGUGUCAGCAUUUAUGUCCCUUCCUUGUAUUUAUAUCAUAUUUACACUAUUUGAAAAAAAAUCCAUUGAGGUCAAUCCAAAUAAACAUAUGGAAAACCUUUACCAAACAUUCCAAUUUUAUUCUUUUAUUAACCGAAACAGUUGUAUGGAUUUCUUGAUAGAAGGCAGCGAUAUAUGAACAUAUGAAAACGUUAAGUGUCUGAAUCUGUUUUGAGUUGUUUCCCUUUUAUCAUACAAUAUGUGACUUUUCAGCUGAAAGGGAGAACACUCUCACUGAUUACAAUCACAUUCUUUUUCUAACUGCGUGGGAUACUGCGUGCUUUCGGUUAGAUAACACUCGUGAGUGUACAAUGUUUGACAGUAGUGCCAAUCAUGGCAGUUCUCAUGGCUGAAGGGAUUGCGGAUUUGAAUGAUUCUAUUAAAACUGUAAAAAUCAAUAAGCCUUCUCGUGCGGCGUAUAGGUUCUUAGUUUUAUAUCAUAAUUGUACUUUGAUAUAUUUAGCUAGUACUAUCUGAAGGCACAUUAAUGCCAUCUGUAGAUAUACGUCUAAUGUUCACACAAAGACAGUGUGAACAAUUCGACAGUAAUACGUAUGGAAGGAACGUUAACAAGUCUUUAGAAAACUGAAAGUCACAAUACACAGAUACAUGUCAUCCCUAUUCAGGAAAUUGUCUUGCUAAUUUGAUUAUCUAUUCGUGGUAAAAACUUCCGUAUAACACAAUGUGUGGUAAGCUUUAACUGUCAAAUGAACAUUUUCAACUUUCUUCAUCACAUAUAACAAGCAAAACAAUUAUGUUUCGUCAUCAUCUUCUACCCAACCUACAAGCUUAAGGAUCCCCGUACCACUGCCAAAAACGUUACGUAGUGUUUGAAACCGUACCGGCAUGACUAUAGAUUUGACAAAUUAUUUUUGAAAAGAAAACAAUAUCAUGUUAUGAGAAAUAACAAAGGUGAAAUAAACAAA
This is a messenger RNA of Mizuhopecten yessoensis (Yesso scallop), 4057 nucleotides long. Its product is annotated as sodium-coupled monocarboxylate transporter 1-like. Gene Ontology annotation, biological process: sodium ion transport; transmembrane transport. Gene Ontology annotation, cellular component: membrane. The coding region runs from base 211 to 2304 and encodes 697 amino acids. The transcript is spliced from 15 exons. Gene Ontology annotation, molecular function: symporter activity. Lineage: Eukaryota; Metazoa; Mollusca; Bivalvia; Pectinida; Pectinidae. The record is from RefSeq and is a predicted model, not a curated record.